AUGAUCACGUCCAGAGCUCAUCAGAUCGCUUCAACCUUAUCGACGCAUCGUCUGAUUCAAGAACAAGCGGCAGGACGUGAGAGAAUAUUCGACCUCGCUGAACGAGAAAACGGACGUCAGGGAAAGGGACCGCUUUGGGUGGCCACAGACCGACCGACUGACGGACCGACUGUCCACGUGAGUGCUCACUUUUAUAUCUUUCGUCUCAAGCAGAGACGGGAGGCGGUAUAG
Peronospora matthiolae is the source of this 231-nucleotide messenger RNA. The record is from the annotation of a GenBank genome assembly. Lineage: Eukaryota; Oomycota; Peronosporomycetes; Peronosporales; Peronosporaceae.